This is a messenger RNA of Vollenhovia emeryi, 3774 nucleotides long. RefSeq lists its product as uncharacterized. The transcript is spliced from 2 exons. The record is from RefSeq and is a predicted model, not a curated record. The coding region runs from base 1 to 3774 and encodes 1257 amino acids. Lineage: Eukaryota; Metazoa; Arthropoda; Insecta; Hymenoptera; Formicidae. Gene Ontology annotation, molecular function: nucleic acid binding; catalytic activity; zinc ion binding.
AUGGAUAACGUGAGACGCGUGAUGGAGGGCGUCUCCAUCCGAGAGGUAGUAGCAGGGGAUCCAUACGAGGUUAAGAAGAACCUGGAGAACCUGGCUGCAAGGUGCACAGGCGCCAUGGCAGCGUUGCCAGGCCCAAGCGCGACUAAGGACCUGAAUAGAGGUAAACCCCAGGAAACAGUGAGGACUCCGACGGUGGGAAGGAAACUACCUGUCAUUACGGAUAUGACGGUGGUUAAGGAGGCCACGAGGGGGAAAGCCACUCGUAAGCGCACUACGAGUGAUACAAAGACGGGGCCGGCGGGCAGAUCAGGCCCCAUUGCGGAACCCAGUACCAGAAGUAGGGCUAUGGCCUCAACGGCGAGGGGAAAGAUGUCGGGCGGGCUAAGCGCGACGCAACCUCUGCCCCAGAAGCAGUCCAAGAAAACACCGCAGCCGGACAAGGAGGAUACCCCUUGGACGGAAGUAGUGAAGAGAGGCGGAAAAGGCAAAGGCCCUAAGUCGGCCUCCCAACCGGCACCGGUAGCCUCGGGCUCGAAACAAAUGCCCAAGACGGGGCCUGCUGUCAGGGGAGAGGCCAAAGGAGAGACACGGGUGAACGCGCCAGCCAGGAACGACAAAAAGAAGAGGAGGGCUCCGAGAACGGCGGCGGUAUCCUUGACAUUCCCCAAGGGGAUGUACGAAGAGGGAAUAAGAGGGAUAAGGUCCAAAAUAAAACUCGAGGACAUCAAUAUCGAGGAACUGAGACCAAGACGGGGACUCACAGGGGCAUUAAUAUUGGAAAUCCCUGGUGAAAACGCACAGGAGAAGGCAGACACCCUGGUCCAGAAAAUCAGGGAGGUAGUCGGGGACGCGGAAGGGGUGAGAGUUGCGCGGCCCGUUAAGACGGCAGAACUCCGGAUCAAAAAUCUGGACGAGUCUAUCACGCAAGACGAGAUAAGAGACGCAGUGGCGAGAGCAGGCCAAUGUUCAAGCCAAGACAUCAAGCUGGGCCCAAUCAGAGUGGCUGCCAACGGCCUCGGAACAGUGUGGGCUCAAUGUCCGCUCGUGGCGGCAAAACGGGUGGCAGAACCUGGCCGCAUAAGAGUCGGUUGGGUCGCUGCACGGGUGGAGCUGCUCGAGGCAAGGCCACUCGUGUGCUUCAGGUGCUUGGAACGCGGACACGUCCGGGCCCAAUGUAAAAGCAAGGAGGACCGCACGAACGUGUGUUAUAGAUGCGGAGAAGAGGGGCACGAGUCUGCCGGAUGCUCCGCCAAGCCGAGGUGUGCGGUCUGCAAAGACAGGGGACUGCCCGACUCCCACAAGGCAGGGGGGGCCGCUUGCCCGCCCAAGUCAAAAAGGGCGGCAAAAAAGGAGAGACGAGAGGCACGACAGCAGCCAGCAACCCAAACUCAGGGCCCACGAUCACACAAGGCAGACCAGGCUGAGGCUGCUGCUGUAAACCUUAUCGACCGAAGCAUGGAUGUGGAGGUCGAAGAUGGGAAGACGGAAUCCCUAGACUGGGACCAUUUAGACACUCCGGCGGGUCUUAUGGGGGGAAAUCGUGCACACGGGACGCAAAGCCAGGCUGAUCUGGCUGUGCGCAUAGAAGCGCAGGAUCUUUUCCUGCACACCCUGGCGGAGCGUGGUUGUGGCAUAGGGGUCAUAGCGGAGCCAUAUAACGUUCCCAAGAACCCCAACUGGGCGGGGAGCCUGGACGGUUCGGUAGCCAUCACAUGGCGCAGAACGGGACAGAGGCAGGUUCCCUGGUCCAAGGUCUCAGAGGGAGAGGGCUGGAUCCUGGUGGACUGUGACACGAUCCUAAUCAUGGGCGUGUACCUAAGGCCCAGCCUCACCAGGAUGGAACUAGAGGAUAGAUUGGACAGGAUGGAGAGGGAACUGAGAAGUUUCCUCCCCAGACCCAUUCUGGUCGCCGGGGACUUCAACGCGAAGUCCGCAGACUGGGGUUCCCGGCGACCAGACGUGAAGGGGGCGGAGGUUGUCGCCUGGGCGGCUCGCCUGGGCCUCAAGCUCGAAAACCGAGGCAGUGCGAGCACUUGCGUAAGGCCCCAAGGAGAGUCCAUUGUGGAUUUAACAUGGACAUCCCCGGCAGCAGCCAACUGGGUGGAAAACUGGAGGGUGAUGGAGGAGGCUGAGACGCUGUCGGAUCAUCUCCUGAUAGAGAUGACCCUCGUUAGGCCAACAGCGAGAGGUAGGAUGGACUCGGGGACCAACUCGCGUAUCAGGUGGGCGGUUGGCAAAUUAGAUCAGGACAUGCUCCUUGCCACACUGAAGGCGGCCACCUGGCCCCAGGGGGAGCCCCAACGAGACGUGGAGAGAGAGGCCAAAUGGCUGAGGGAGACCCUGACUCGGGCAUGCGACAGUUCCAUGCCCAGAGCCAGGUUCACUCCUCGAAGAUACGCGUUUUGGUGGUCCGAUGCGAUCGCCGAAUUAAGGCAAGCGUCGAUUCGGCAUCGGAGAACCUUGCAGAGAGAGAGGAAAAAACCGAUUGCACGGGAACGCCUAGAAACUCUCCUGACCAACUAUAGGGAGAGCCGAAUCGCCUUAAAGCAGGCGAUUCGAAAGGCUAAGGAAACAGCCUGGGCGGAAUUAAUAGACGCCCUGGACGAGGACCCGUGGGGGAGGCCGUAUAAACUCAUUCUGAAGAGACUUUCGAGCGGGGCCCCUCCGACGGUUGAAUCAUUGAGGGUGGACUUCCUUGAUCAAGUCGUGAACACCCUGUUCCCAGCGGGAGGUCGGGGAGGAACCGUUCAGGACGGUGGCGACGAACCAGUGGAGGAGGGAACUCCUCAAGAAUGGGAUGAAAGCAUGGCAGUUUCCAGAGAGGAAAUCAGUAGGGCCGCAAAGAAAUUAAAGGCCAGAAAGGCACCAGGUCCAGAUGGCGUCCCGGGCACCGUCUGGAGGAUAGCUUUAGGGGAGCUGGCGGACAGGGUAUCGGCGCUGUACACGGCAUGCCUGAGAGAACGGAAGUUUCCAGAAAUCUGGAAGGACUCCAGUCUCGUUCUCCUGCGUAAAGAGGGGAAGCCGGAAGACGCCCCUAAUGGAUACCGGCCGAUAUGCUUGCUGGACGAGGUGGGCAAAACACUCGAACGAGUUAUAGCGGCCCGCCUGGCCCGGCACAUGGACAAUUCGGGGCGUUGUCUGUCCGAAAGACAAUUUGGAUUCCGGGAGGGAAAGUCAACGAUUGACGCAAUCAAGUACGUCAAAUCCCUCUCGGACCUGGUGAUUGAGGGGGGGGGAGUUGUUACGGCGGUUGCUAUCGAUAUAGCGAACGCCUUCAACUCCCUCCCCCACGAGGUCAUCAACAGGGCCUUAACGAGGUUUGGAUUCCCGGGGCCCCUGGCCGGCACAGUUAGGGACUAUCUGAAAGGCAGAUGGAUUACCUGCACGGAUAGAGGGGGCGACCGUCGCAGUUGGGCGGCGGGCUGCGGUGUCCCGCAGGGGUCGGUCCUAGGACCACUCCUGUGGGAUAUUGCAUACGACGAGGUUCUGGAUGCGGCCCUGCCCGCCGGCAGCACCUUGGUGUGCUACGCUGACGACACCUUGGUGCUCGCGGGUGGGGAUGACUGGGCGAGGGCGGCCGAGAAGGCUAACUUGGCGGUCGCCUGCGCCAUCAGGGCAAUUAGAGCGUUAGGCCUGGAGGUUGCCGCUAAAAAAACAGAGGCUGUGUACCUCCACGACGGCUCCCAUGGGAACCGUGCCCCAGGCGUAUAUAAACAUCGAGGGGACGCGCAUCCGGGUAGGAGAAAGUAUCCGGUACCUGGGACUCCAGAUUGA